UAGACUAUUUCCAUGAUCCAGUACUAAUCCAUGGUGGUAUGAUAAGACAUCAGAGCAUUUCAGACAAGGACCUUUACAUAUAGAAAAGGGCAUCUUUAGUUUUAUGGUGGAUGAUAGGCGCGCUCGUAGAAGUCAUCAUCAAAUGCAUUUUGACACACAAACACACGCGUCAACUUUAGCUUUAGUUCGGCUGAAAGAUUCCAGAUCCAGUGAGUCACUUAUUCAUUGUCCUGAAUAAAUCACACCCACUGCUUCUCUCCUUCAAUCUGCACUGCUGCUUUCUACAAAAAUACACACACACACACAUGUUGACACACAAAAAACAUGCAUGACUAUACGCUUCAUUCACAGAUGAUCACAGAGAAGGAGUCCUUUUUUCACAUUAAAAACCUUUGUUUAUUGUCAAAUUAUCAGUUUUCAUCAUUCUGUGUGUUUAAUGUGCAGACACUCUGGCUAUAAAUCACCUUUAACCUAAGUUUAAUGUCUGUUUGUGUUGAGGAAACCACACAAUUCCUUGCUCUCUUCACUUCUCAAGAAGACAUUAUGUCACUUUCCAUUUCAACAGUCUUCGUCUCUCUCCUACUCCCCCUUAGCAGUAGAAUGGAGUCCAUGUCUCCCUGCAUUUCCCUAAGGCAAACUAACGGCUACACCCGGUGUCCUGAGUGAACAUAUACAGCAUGACAAAGUGACUGCUCCUUUUAUGCCACUUUGUUUAUGUUGUGCCCUUACAUCUUAGACAAAAUAACAUUAGGGCUCUCCCAUAUCCAUGUGUCCUCCAAGUCCAUCACCCCUCACCCUGCUUGCUUUUAAAUGUGACCAUUUUCCACCAAUUCCUCCAUCUAAUCCACUUCAAUUCAUCACUCCUAUCCCACCUUGUCACUUUCAUUCUUCUCCUGCCAUAGAUCUCAAUCUCUCACGCAUAUGUAUGCCUUACUCUCACUCUGGGCAAAAAGCCUGUGAAAUUUCCCACAGGGGGAGGCAACAUCAGUUUGCUUCUGCAACGUAGGAAAUGGACUCAUGUCUGAAGCAUUGAUUUUCUCUCUGCAUUAUGGGAAAGAGAUGGCAGCGAGGUGAGGGCUAAGAGGCUCGCGGUUCGAUACACAUUCUCAUCACAAUACCGGAUGCUCCUCCGUAGCCUAAUUGGUUUCACUGCCCUGGUAUUGGUGGUAAUUGUCAUCAGGUGACUGUAUUAAUUUAACAGUAAUAAGCAACAGGAGAAAGACGACAGGGGCCAUUUUAUUUUCAUUAGAGAUUCACGGUAUAGUUUGAAAUAUGCACUUUACAUGAUAAGUCUGGUUGUUAGCUAGUAACUUUAGGGCCUAUUUUACUGACUGUAUAGUGUGUUGCGUGGUCCAGCAAACAGUACUGGAUGUGCCUGUCUGGUGCUUGUGUGUAUUUCACCCAGGUCUUCCCAUCAUCGCCAUCAUCAUAGUUUGAGGUGCGUGAAAGUACGGAGGAAUGUAGCACGGUGCUGCAAAGACUGAAGCCUUGCUCACUGUCUCUCAUACGCAGACACAGACAGACAUCUCUGUCGACUUUGGUUUAUCUUAGAAGAAGCAGUUUUUCUCCACCCACCACCACAGCUGGCACCAGCUCAUGUCUCAUAAAACCUAGAAUAAGCCCAAGCCCGAAAGAUGAGGGCUCUUGUUUAGCGGACACAUACGUGUUCGGAGAAACUCUUCGGACGCGCAGAUCGAGACGCUUUUCUGCAGAAGCAAUGCAACGAGAGAUUUCAUGCAGAACAUAGCAGACUCUAUUGACUGCAGCUCAUCACGAUGAAAGAAGGAAUCCGCUCUGUGUUUUUACGGGUGCUUGGAGUGGCCUUGCUCUCUGGUCUUCACACCCUGGGUGAAGCACCAUCUCCAAAUGAGCAUUUGAGCACAGAGGAGGUGGACGGGCCCAGGCCUCCUCACCUCAUCUUUAUCAUGGUGGACGAUCAGGGUUACGGGGACAUCGGCUACCAUGGCUCAGACAUUCAUACUCCUGUGCUGGACCAGCUGGCGGCAGAAGGGGUCAAGCUGGAAAAUUAUUAUGUCCAGCCUAUCUGCUCACCCUCUCGCAGUCAACUCAUGACAGGGCGCUACCAAAUUCACACUGGACUCCAGCAUUCAAUCAUCCGACCACGUCAACCGCUCUGCCUGCCCCCCGACAUUCCCACUUUGCCAGAGCGUCUAGUUGAGGUUGGAUAUGCCACGUACAUGGUGGGUAAAUGGCACCUGGGCUUCUGCAGACCAAGCUGCCUGCCCACGGGACGUGGCUUUCAGAGUUUCCUGGGCACUCUCACUGGCAGCGGAGACCACUUCACUUACCAGAGCUGUGACGGGGCUGAAGCUUGUGGAUUCGACCUGCACGAAGGGGACAAACCCGCCUGGGAGAUGAGGGGUAACUACUCUACUCUGCUCUACAUAGAGAGAGUGAAGCAGAUCCUGAGGAACCACGACCCCCACAAACCACUGUUCCUUUACCUGUCCCUUCAAGCUCUCCAUACACCUUUGCAGGCACCAGACCAUUUCCUGCAGCAUUACGAUUACCAGGGCAAUCGUCUCAGACGACACUAUGCAGCUAUGCUGAGUUACUUGGAUGAUGGAGUUGAACACGUGGUGCAGGAACUCAAGAAUACUGGACUAUAUCAGAACUCAGUACUGAUCUAUUCCUCUGAUAAUGGUGGGCAACCACUCUCUGGAGGGAGCAACUGGCCACUAAGGGGAGGCAAAGGGACCUACUGGGAAGGGGGCAUUCGGGCUGUGGGCUUUGUACACAGUCCUCUCCUGAAGAGGAAAGGUGUAGUCAGCAGAGCACUCAUUCAUGUCUCUGACUGGUAUCCCACAUUACUUGGGCUGGCUGGGGCCCUGCCAUCCCACCAAGACCUUGAUGGUCAUGAUGUGUGGCUGACUAUCAGUGAGGGCUCACCCUGUCCUCGCACUGAAAUACUUUUUAACAUUGAUCCAGUCUCGAGGAAGCCAGGGGAGCCAUAUGAGAAGGCAAUGGUCCUCAAUGGAUUUGGCAUCUGGGACACUGCUACAAGGGCUGCGAUUAGGGCUGGGGACUGGAAGCUGCUGACAGGAAAUGUGGGUGAUGGGGACUGGAUACCACCACAAGCUCUACCUGGUGGCAAAGAACCGUGGCAGAAACUCGAGAAGCGGCGAAUUGAGACGGGCAAGUCAGUUUGGCUGUUUAACGUCACCGCUGACCCCUAUGAAAGGUCAGACUUGGCAGAAGCUCGUCCAGAGAUAGUGAAACACCUGCUGGCAAGGCUGGCAGAGUACAACCAGACGGCUGUGACGGCCAUGAAUCCGCCAGACGAUCCUAUGGCUGACCCUGAACUCCACAGAGGCGCGUGGAGCCCCUGGCUCGGCCUGGAGGAGAACGGUGUAGGGGACAGUCUCGGAAAAGAGAAAAUGAUAAAGGAUGGCAUAGUGAGGCACGAGUUCAGCGUGCCUCCCUCCCCCCUGUGGAGAGACAGCGAUGGCCCUGUUUGUGUAACAACGGCAGCUGGUCACAGAUGAUUUCGGAUGUUAGCCAGAGCAAGCGGAGUCUUUCGACCACGGCUAGUUGUGCAAGUUAGAAGCAGAAAAGUCCAGGAGUGUUAGUAUCAACUAGUGGACAGAUGAGGGACGAUACGCACAGAAAAUACACACCUCUGAAUCCUGUCCGGUCUGUCAUCAUCGGUUAUCAAUAAAGAGCCAGUGUUUAACCUU
This is a messenger RNA of Betta splendens (Siamese fighting fish), 3698 nucleotides long. Its product is annotated as arylsulfatase I. The record is from RefSeq and is a predicted model, not a curated record. The transcript is spliced from 4 exons. Bases 1776 to 3506 code for a protein of 576 amino acids. NCBI's taxonomy places the organism in Eukaryota, Metazoa, Chordata, Actinopteri, Anabantiformes, Osphronemidae.